AUGGACAUUUCGGAAUUCCUCUCUGAAGGGGAUGUCGAGAUGCAACAAUUGUCAGAAGACAAUGGACGCCAUGUGGGCCAUUCACGUGACAUAUCACAUGAUGCUAACCUUUCACCCCACCCUUCACGUGACUUCCCACGUGAAUCCACAACCUCUUCAAUCCCCUCGAGACUCAACAUGACCGACUUUCUGACAAGCGUCGCACCAGACACUGCUGAGCCCGCAGUGCCUAAUACUGCCUGUACAUUAGUGGGUGAUCACGUGGCCAGCAGCAGUGGCAGUAACAAUACCAAUCACGUGACUCCGACCGACAGUCCAGGCGGCGGCGACGAGGGUGGGUUCAUGUCUACUUCAGCCAAUUCUGAGACUCAAAGAAUGAGUGGUGUAUUCAAGACGUCGAAGCCGGGGCAUGGAGUCAAUGAUCACGUGAACAUGGACUUUUACACGCCUCCCACAACAGCUGGACCUCCAACUAGAGGUUCACCUGAGUCGGUACCGACCACAGCCGCAUCUACUUUUCCGUUACGGAAGCGAACCAGGGCUCAUUUGAGAGCACGUGACAAGUCAGAUGGUCCGGCGCCUUCUUCACGUGGUACUUCUGAUCGACUUUGGUCUUGGGUUUUUCUCAAGCAGCCUUUGAGUCUUCCUGAGCACAACUAUCAGGCACAUUUGGGUAAUAAUGUGUUUCUCAUUGGCGGUAGAUUUCUUUCAGCUCGCCAGAAACCGCUGAAUAUUGCUGUUUUAUGUGUCAUUUUGAUUCUAGGAGGUCUCUACUAUGGAUUUGUGGCUCCCUGGACGUGGAAUCAUAUCUCCCCUGCUAUUCCCGCAGUGUUCACAUACAUCUUCUUACUGUGUGUAGCCUCUUUUCUGAGGGCAAGUUUUUCAGACCCAGGAAUCCUUCCUAGAAACAUUCAUCUCACAGAUAGGAUAGCAGAUGGAUCUAUUCCUAACGAAUAUUCAGUGGAGCCAGGCAUUGAUGCGUUUGAUCCGAGAAAGAACACCACUUCUCUGUCAUGCUUCAAGCAGCCAGAAUCAUCAGAAAAUUUGGUAUAUCUCAAAUACUGCUCAACCUGCAAGAUAUGGAGACCCCCUCGAGCCUCCCAUUGUAGCGAUUGUGACAAUUGUGUGGACUUCCACGAUCAUCAUUGCAUCUGGCUCAACAACUGCGUGGGCCGAAAAAACUACCGCUACUUUGUGGCCUUUGUCAUGACCGGAGGACUCUGUGGACUGUACAUUGUUGGAAACAGUAUAGCUCACGUCAUCUGUUACAAGAGACAUAUGCACAUGACCAUUGCUGAGUCAUUGAGACACAGACCGAUGCCUCUGGUGAUGAUUUUUCUGGGCUUUCUAGGAGCUGGCUAUCCUUUGGCAUUGGUAGGCUUCCAUUUGUGGAUUGCAUCGAGGGGGGAGAGCACGCAUGAAUUUGUGAGUAUGAAUCCCGUGACCAAACACGUGGUAGAUGGCCAUGUUGGGGUCACAUUGUCGAAAUGUAAAGUCAUGGGCUCACAUGACGGCUUCAAGCGGUUCUCAGACGCGGUAUUGGCCGUAGUCUGCGCUCGACUUUGUGCUCACGUAUCACCACAUUCUAACCCAGUUACGAAACAAACAACUCCCCAAGGAGUACAAAAGUCGACCUUUCGACACUGGAAACGUUUUUAA
Molecule: messenger RNA, 1659 nt
Organism: Yarrowia lipolytica CLIB122
Lineage: Eukaryota; Fungi; Ascomycota; Dipodascomycetes; Dipodascales
Source: RefSeq, a predicted model, not a curated record